This is a messenger RNA of Frankliniella occidentalis (western flower thrips), 3384 nucleotides long. RefSeq names its product proto-oncogene tyrosine-protein kinase receptor Ret. Gene Ontology annotation, biological process: multicellular organism development; cell surface receptor protein tyrosine kinase signaling pathway; positive regulation of kinase activity. NCBI's taxonomy places the organism in Eukaryota, Metazoa, Arthropoda, Insecta, Thysanoptera, Thripidae. Gene Ontology annotation, cellular component: signaling receptor complex; axon. The record is from RefSeq and is a predicted model, not a curated record. Gene Ontology annotation, molecular function: transmembrane receptor protein tyrosine kinase activity; ATP binding.
GCGUGCUGAGCGACGCGGGCGCCCGCCGCCAGCACGUCGUGUGGCUGGACGCGCGGGGCUCGGCCGCGGCCAGGGCGCCGGCGCACCGCUCGGCGCGCCCCUUCAUGGUGCCGGCGGAGCGCGCGCGCAUCAACAUCACCAUCACCUUCGAGCUGGUGCAGGAGGACCGGCCCUGCGUCAACAAGAAGGAGGGCGACCAGGUGGCGCGCGACGACCCGUGCCACUACUGCCACGACUCGUGCUUCUGGGAGCGCGCCGAGCUGCAGGUCUGGGAGAACAAGCAGGCCACGAUGCUGGCACCGCUCGGCCACCGCUACGCCGACCUGCAGUGCGGCGACCAGCACCAGUACAAGCUGCUCAGCGGCACGGACCACUUCGAGGUGCGCGGCUCUGAGCUCUGGAGCCGCGCCAUGCUGGACAGGGACGUGGUGCCCGUGGCCGGCGCGCAGGGCGGCCCGGGCCCCGCCGUCGUCCUGGCCGUGGAGUGCCGCACGUCCUGGGGCGUCGUCGAGCAGCGCAACGUCAGCGUCGUCGUCCUGGACGAGGACGACAACGCGCCGGAGCUCGAGAAGCCCGACGAGCGACUCGAGUUCAACUUCAGCACCGAGGCCUCGCUGGCGCGGGGCGCGCACAUCCUCGUCAAGGACAUGGACUCCCGCGCGGCCAACCGCUUCAGCGACCUCGCCGUCGACGACCCGAGCGGCGUCGUCACCAGCAAGAAGCUCGAGUUCGACGUGAGCCACGGCGGCGUGCCGCACACCGUGGUCAGCGUGCGGCUGCAGGUCAAGGACCCCAUGGCGACCAAGUACAACGUGACCCUCACGCUCACCGACCUCACCCUGCUCGACGAGAGCAAGAGAGAGCUCAAGCUGACGGCGACCUUGUGGGGCCCGCCGCUCACGCCGCCCGUCGCCAUGUCGAGCAGCGACAAGGACAAGGCCGACAAGCCCCGGACACGCAGGCGCGCCCGCGAGAUUAAGACACUGCAGAAAGGGGAGGAGAACGCGGUGCCAGAUAAGCCGGUGGCGCUGGCCGCCACCUCCGCCGACGGCCAGCCGGCCCCCGUGACGCUGUGGACGCACGCCGCGCAGCACGCCCGCGUGGCGCAGGUCGGCCGCGCCGGCGACGGCAGGGCGUACCGCCUGGGCUCCGAGCCGCCGGCCUGGGCCAACGUCACCGAGCGGGCCGGCAUCCUCUACGUGCAGAACCGCAGCCUGCUGCAGCAGCAGAAGAGCCCAGCUCGCGUCGUCGUGCAGAUCCUCGACGACGAGGGCCGCAGCCUGCUCGUCCCGGUGACCCUGGAGGCCGGCGGCGGGGACUCGCCGCGCAACUGCACCCUCUCGCACGAGACCACCUGCGGCCAGUUCUUCAACAAGGCGGAGUGCCACGCGGGCUGCGGCGCGGGAUCCGGCAGCGGGCUGCGGGGCGAGUGCGUGUGGCGAGAGGCCGUCCUGACCGACCCGAAGCCGUUCGCGACGUGCUCGCCGCACCUGCCCACCUGCCCCGACGGCGAGUGCGACCCGCUCGAGGCGCUGAGCGAGCACGUCUGUCCCCAGGACUGCACGGAGAAAGUCCUGAUGGGGGAGAAGUGCGAGAAGAAGGGCAACGAGGCAGAGGCGAGAGGCUUGUGCAAGUGCUUGGACCACGGACCACAGGUGAUCGAGUGCUCCGAUCACCACUGCGCUUGCUAUCCUUACAAACUAACCGACCGGAAAAACACUGCGCACAAAGACAAAAAAAAGAUGAGAAAGCAGAAAACAAAUGAAGCCUCGGGGAACUCGUCGGUCAACUCGACGACAACGACGGAGAGGGCCGAGUCGCUGCGGAAGAGCUGCGGGUCCGGCUGCCAGGCGGCCAUCAUGUCGGUGAUCGUGGUGUCGCUGGCGUGCGUGCCUCUGUACGCCUACUGCCUGAACCGCUACCGCUCCAAGCGCGCCCCAGGGCUGCCCGAGCGCGCCGGCAGCGAGUACCAGCUCCACAGCGUGUACCGGCACGACGGCGGCGACCUGCAGGCGGCGGCCCCGCCCCCGCGCCGCACCAGCAACGUGGACCCGCGCUGGGAGGUGCACCGCGGCCGCCUCACGCUGCACGAGGAGAUCGGCGCCGGCGAGUUCGGCCGCGUGCUCCGCGGCGAGCUGGUGUCCGAGACCCACGUCUCGGUGACGGUGGCCGUCAAGACCCUGCGCGCCUCCACCGGGCCCGGGUCGCCCGAGCUGCGCGACCUGCUCUCCGAGCUGGAGCUGCUCAAGGACGUGGAGCACCCCAACGUGAUCCGGCUGCUGGGCGCGUGCACCGACCCCAGCGGGCCGCUCUACGUGCUGCUCGAGUACUGCAGCCAGGGCUCGCUGCGGGGCUACCUGCACCGCUGCCGCUGGAGCGACAAGGAGGACGACGACGAGCAGCGCAAGAACAAGGACCCCGACGACAAGCGGGACGAGGAGAAGAGGCCGUCCAUGACUCCCAGGAAGAUCAUCGGCUUCGCCUGGCAGAUCGCAAAGGGCAUGGACUACCUGGGGCAACUCAAGCUAGUGCACCGGGACCUGGCCUCUAGGAACAUCCUCCUCAACGAGAACCUCGUGUGCAAGAUCUCGGACUUUGGUCUGUCGAGGGACGUCUACGUGGACGAGGCAUACUGCAAGCUGAGCGCCGGCAAAGUGCCCGUCAAGUGGAUGGCGCCCGAGUCGCUGCUCAUGCGCGUGUACACGAGCAAGUCGGACGUGUGGAGCUUCGGCGUGCUGCUGUGGGAGCUGUGCACGCUGGGCGGCGCCCCGUACUCGGGGGUGGCGCCGCACGACAUGGUGGCCCUGCUGGCGGCCGGCCAGCGGCUCGCGCGCCCCGAGCACUGCAGCCGCGAGCUGCACCGCGUCAUGCAGGGCUGCUGGCAGGCCGAGCCCCAGGAGCGGCCGCACUUCAGCCAGCUCGUCACCAUCCUGGACGGCAUGCUGGCGCGCGGCUCCGGCUACCUCGACCUGGACGCGCGCAUGGUCCUCAACCCCGAGUACUUCGACGAGCAGCAGCAGCCGCAGCUGCAGCGGCUGUGCCCGCCGUGCGGAGACGCUGCGCUGCUCCAGCUGGUGGAGGCGCCGCGGUACGAGAACGCCGCGGGCCUCGCCACCACCUCCUGAGGCGGAGAGAAUAAGAUGGAGAGCGGGAGAGAGGGAGAGAGUCACUGCGAAGAGACUGAUCCAAAACGUUUGGUACCCAAACAAACACAUAAGAAGCAACAACCAACUGUGAUAAUUAGACGAAAUGUUGUUUUCCCCCCUGCGUACCUGUUUACGGCGCCUUAGCGACGUAGCCCUUUAAAAAAAGACUCGUACAAAGAUUUUCAAAUAAUAGAUUAAAGGUGUUUUUGUUCACUGUACUAUUUGUGAAAAAUAAAUG